UACGCCCCCAUCUGCUGCACCAGCUUUUGGGAAACCUCGUGAAAUUACUCAGCUUGAUUGAUCUUAAUUGGGUAAACUACAAUCCUAAGUCCAGUGAAAAUGGGUGGGACAGUUUACUUUUACAACACAGCUGAUAAAAAGGCCUUAGUAUGGAAGUCCCCGCGUUUUAAAUCAUUUCCCAGUCUCAAAUAUCUAUCUAUAAAACAAUAUUAUGCUCUGUUGCUUGGUGGUACAUGUAUCGUGUUAGUGUAUCUAGUAUAAUGUGACAGCCAGGAUAAUCACAUUCACGA
This is a messenger RNA of Aspergillus glaucus CBS 516.65, 290 nucleotides long. RefSeq lists its product as uncharacterized. Lineage: Eukaryota; Fungi; Ascomycota; Eurotiomycetes; Eurotiales; Aspergillaceae. The transcript has a single exon. The record is from RefSeq and is a predicted model, not a curated record. The annotation marks the transcript as partial.